AUGUCUUUUUUCCUGAAUCAUUUAAAAUCACACACCAUAGUUACCUUACCCGUUCCUGAGAAGAAAUUUACAGGGAAAACUAUUAUCGUUACUGGGAGUAAUAGUGGAUUGGGAUUGGAGGCGGCGAGGUGGUUGUAUGUCCGUCUCGAUGCUCAAAAAGUCAUCCUAGCCGUGCGCUCCUCCUCAAAAGGUGAAGCUGCACGCCAAUCCAUCAUAGACAGUACCUCCUGUUCUCCAGACAUCCUCGAAGUAUGGAAUCUCGAUCUGUGUUCUCAAUCUUCUGUUAAAGAAUUCGCGCAUCGAGCAAAUGCGCUCCCGAGACUUGAUAUCUUGGUCUCGAACGCUGGAAUCUAUGUUUUUGAUUUUAAAAUCGCAGAGGGUAAUGAAGAGACUAUUUGUGUAAAUGUAGUUAAUACUUUCUUGUUGGCGUUGCUUUUGUUGCCAAAAUUGAGGGAGACGAGUAUAGAAUUUGAUACGAGAGGGGUAAUGACGUUCACGGGAAGUUUCGUACAUCAACUGACUACGUUCCCGGAACGGCGAGCAGGGAAUGUGUUUGAAGAGUUGAGGGGUAUCAUCUUGGACAACAUCACUCGAUGGGAUAGCGACCCAGAAGGAUAUUUGGAUGGAGUUAUCGCAGGAGUUGGAGAAGAUAGAACCGGGGAUUAUGGGAAAUAUAUGAAUGGGGAUUAGAGUUGAAAUUUGUACUAGUUUUUACUCUUGUCUUUCGUACCAAUGCGUUGAGAUUUUGGGCAUUAGAUGACCUUGCCUGGCGAGGUUGCCUCUUCUUUAACGAAGCGAGUUUGAUAUUUCGCGAGCUUUUCUCAGAUAUGAAACAAAACUCCUGAAGAGCGAUUUGAUUGGUCAUGAGAAUCAGGACGAUAGUGAGAAGGUUCCGCCCGCUCAUCAAUGAUGUUAUUCUCAAGUUCACAAACUUAAAAGUGGGGCAUAGCAAAUGGAAAACAGAUGGCUGUAC
Messenger RNA from Botrytis sinoallii, 973 nucleotides. RefSeq lists its product as uncharacterized. NCBI's taxonomy places the organism in Eukaryota, Fungi, Ascomycota, Leotiomycetes, Helotiales, Sclerotiniaceae. The transcript has 3 exons. Bases 1 to 690 code for a protein of 229 amino acids. The record is from RefSeq and is a predicted model, not a curated record.